Aspergillus heteromorphus CBS 117.55 is the source of this 537-nucleotide messenger RNA. RefSeq lists its product as uncharacterized. The coding region runs from base 136 to 432 and encodes 98 amino acids. The record is from RefSeq and is a predicted model, not a curated record. The transcript is spliced from 3 exons. Lineage: Eukaryota; Fungi; Ascomycota; Eurotiomycetes; Eurotiales; Aspergillaceae.
CUCUUAUACAACCGCUCCUCUGCCUUCGCUGUACACCGUCGGAGAUCCCUGCUCUGAUAAGAGCCCAGGCAGAGCAACUCUGAGCAAGGCACGGUACUAUUCUCUCCCUAUCAUGUCUGUGAGAAUAUCCCGAUCAUGGCUGAAGCCUGGAACCCAGCCGUUUCGCUUCGGUCCUCUCUGGUCUGGCCCUUAAGCUUUUGGCGAACAUCCACCCGUUCGUUCCUGUGCUUUUUCUCGCCUCGACAUCAUAGGUGGCAACAUCGGUUACUUCCGCCUCUUAUAGGCGAGGCGUUGCCAAGUCUUCAUCGACCAAGGGGAGCUUGCUCGUCAGAAAGGUCCCAAAGGAAUGGAAGGGGCUUGGAGGCGACACCCUACAUGGGGCGCAAGCAUGCUGGCUAUGAUUAUUUGCCUCCAAAUGGUGCCACUAUCUAGGGCUCGCCCACGUCUGACCUUCAUAUGACAUGACUGACACUUCCAUCCGUAAAGACCGCACUCCGUAGCUGCCGGUAGUUGCCCAAUGGGUUGAGCUCUGAUCAA